This is a messenger RNA of Caenorhabditis remanei, 4428 nucleotides long. RefSeq lists its product as uncharacterized. The record is from RefSeq and is a predicted model, not a curated record. Gene Ontology annotation, molecular function: protein binding. NCBI's taxonomy places the organism in Eukaryota, Metazoa, Nematoda, Chromadorea, Rhabditida, Rhabditidae. The coding region runs from base 1 to 4428 and encodes 1475 amino acids. The transcript is spliced from 13 exons.
AUGGAAGGUCAAUGUGAAGGUACUCAGAAGAAAAAGGCCAGUUCCAGAACGAGGAUUGGAUGUGAUGUUGGAUGUCAGACAGAACAAACAAGUAGUGCCAGUAUCAGCUACGUACAACAACAUAAUCAGUCCUCACAGCCUUCAUCAAAUGCAACGUCACAGCAAACUGCGGGCGGUGGUAGUAGUAAUUGUCCAGUUGAUACAACGUCAUCGUCAGCAUCGGCAUCCGGAGCAUCUACACCAGCCAAUCAAGCGCCGCCAUCAUCUCCUGCACCCUCAUCAAAUCAGACGUCACAAACGCCUAUCGAUAAAAAGCUUGCUGGACCUGCAGGAGUGAAGCCGAACGAGAUCGAAGCUUAUUUCGGAGAGAAACAACCAGUAACCGGAACGGCAACGAAUACUCAAGCACCGCCUGGUCAAACGCUAUCUGCCUCACAACAGUCCAAAUCUCGCGCUGCUUCCACGACGGGUGUUGUCGGAGAAGUGAAAAAACAGAAUGGAAAUGCCAAUGCCUCCUCAUCUAAUGCUGCUACAAAUGGAAACGCAAAAUCCGACGGUCCUUCAUGGAGUGAUGAUAAUUGUAAACUGAGACUUGUGAUAAAUCGAUUCUCGCAACUCGAAGAGACAAUGUGUUCGCCUCCAAAGUCUAUAGAAGGAGUUUCGUGGAAGAUAAUGGUGAUGCCAAAGCAGCAUAUGGUGCAGAAAAAACAGCAAAAGUGCAUGGGUUUCUUCCUUCAAUGUGCCCCGGAAAGAGCGUAUUCAGAUCAAUGGAGUGUUCAUGCUAUAGCGGAUAUGCGUAUGAUCUCGUACAAGCCGAAUGUCCCUCACUUUGCCCGACGAACGACACACACGUACACUUCGAAGGAAAACGAUUGGGGAUAUUCUUGUUUUAUGACAUGGGCGGACAUAAUCGACGAAGGUCAAGGGUACAUACGUGAUGAUACUGUAGUUUUGGAAAUCGCUGUGAAGGCAGAAGCUCCGAAGAACAUGAUGACUCAUGAGGAUUUUCUAGACAAAAUUGAGAAGUGGAUAGUGUUAGCUGAUAUGCAAAUGAAGAAAGGCAAUAUAGAUUUGGCUCUUGAGGCCAAUCAAAGUGCCAUGAAAUUUUGCAAAGGCAAAGACGAUGAAUGCUAUCAACGUCUUGAGACUCAACGGGAAACCUUUGUGAACGCGAAACUUUUCGAAAGUAUCGAACGUAUAGAGAAGGGACCAGUAGUGUGUACUGAUACAACUCAUGGAAAGCCAACCUCGUUGCGGCAAGCGUUGACUGGCGCCCAGAAGUCGUUGAACGGAAAAAUGACGGCCAAGGGAGGAAAGAAGACGCGUGCUGUUGUGACUGUGCAACACAUGAAGAAGAAGAAGCCAUAUGACCAAAACAAUCCAAAUCAGAGAAAUAACACUGGACCGACAGUUAAAGAUCUUGUAGAGAAAAGAAAAAGUAGCAAGUCUGACGAUAAGAAGGAUAGCAUGAAAACUAAGGAAGAGCUUGAUGCUGAUGAGCAGACUGAGUCCGACGAGUCUCCAGAUGAGAAAGCCAUCAACAGUGAUGAGGAGGAAGAGAUUGAGUUUGACGAUGAAGAGUACAACGAGGGUGACUACUGUAGUCAAGCUGAUGAGUGCAGCACUCUCGAACUUUUCGAAAAUCUCCAAGAUAUUGUCGAAGAAGAGAAUGAAGAUCAGCAAUGGGAAAACGACGAUGAUGAUGAUAAGGACAAUGCGGAUCAGGGUCAAAAUGAGGACGGAAUUCUCGUAUGUGAUCGCAUGGUACAAACCGAUUUCGAGGAAGUCCUGAAAAACUCUGUAGAAGAUAUAGAAGAUCGCGACAUGGUUAUAAACGAAGAGGAUCAGGACGUCGGAAAGGAGGAAGUCGAAACCAAGAAAUACUACGACCAAACAGGAGUCAAUGCCAAACCAGAAGACACCGUUGAGACUGUUUUCGGGGGAGACCAUGCUGGAGGAGCAGAUGCUUUCUCUAAUGACGUUCUCGACAGCUUGCCCACUGCCAUCCCUGUGCCAACUCCAGAAGAAGAGCCAUCUCAGUUGCAAUACACUGAGAAGUUCUUGAAGAGCUGGUUAGAUCUCGAAGGAGCACUCAGCGGAAAUGUUGAUCCGGAAGGAGUAUUCGCUCGGCUCAGUGAAGAAGAUCGUCAGGAUUUGUUGGAUGAGCUCAACUUCAAGAUUAACCCUUUGAUUGUCGCGUUGGAUCAUGAAUUCCGUGAGACGGUUAGUUGUGCAAACAACUGCUUGGAAAGCGCUCGUGGUGCUCUGUACCACUCGCAAAAAGUUAUUGGCGACUGUGACAAAAUGAAAGAGACAUUUGAAGAAAGACUCACUAGCGGAUUCUCUGGAGUUUACAAAGAACAACAAAAACGACCAGUUGAGACAACUACGAAGAAAACAACUAGCGCUGCUGCUACUUCUGGAUCGAGCGCUAAAUCUAUGACCAAUGGACGUCCGACAGUCAUUGCCAAACGAUCAAUGAAACAAGUUGUAUUGGAUCCUGAUAGCGAAGAAGCUAGAAAUCGUGCAGCGGAGUACUUGCGCACCGUUGAAAAUGUUAACAAUGUUGUUCAAGGAGACGAGCACACUCAAAGAAUGCGUGACGCGCUGGAAGGUUUCAAAGAUCUCCACCGCAAAUUGCAGCCAAUGAUGGCCACAAUUACAUCCAACAACGAACGUUUCCUCAGAAUAAUGCAACUCAUUUGCAGUGACAACGGGGUUGUUGCGGAUUAUGUUAAGAAGUUAAUGGCCACUCAUAAUAAUAAUCAAGCUGACAUGUCGAACGAGCUGAAACAAGCCCGUGAGGCGAUUGCAACUGCUUAUGACGAAAGAAAGGCUAACGAGAAGAAGUUCCAGGAUAAUAUUACAAGAACGGCAGAAGAAAUUGAGAAGAGUGCCCGAGCUUCGAAAGAGAUUAAAGAGCUUCAGAACAAGUUGAAGAAGUCCGAAAGCAAAGAAAAGAAAGAAGAGACUCGAGCUAAUCUUCUUCAAAUAUCACUGAAUGAGCUUGAAGAAAAGUCAAAAGUGAUGCGGAAGGAGUUGGAGACCUUGAAAAAGAAAUCUACUGAAGAGCGUGCCAAAGCUAAAAAAGAAAAAGAUCGGGACUCGCAAACAAUUAGACAACAAUCAAUUGAAAUCACCGAACGAGAAACUGAAAGAGAUAAAGCACGCAAAGAACUUGAAGAAGCUCUCCGCCAGAAAGAAAAGUUUGAAAAGGACAAGAAGGCUGUUGCUGGACAGUUGGUUUCAAUGACUGAGAGAGCACGUACUGCUGAGAUCGCUGUUAUGGAAUCCAAGUGGAAUGUUGCAUCUGAAGAACUCAAGAAGCGAAGAGAAGCUAUUCAUCAUGGCUUCACUGAGACUGAAAUUCUUGCUAACAGAACUCGCCAAGUCAGUGAUCGUGACAUUAUGCGGAAGUCUCUUGGCGAAUGGAAGGCUGCUCUCGACAAAAUUGAUGCUCAAAUAAAAUCAGUAAAGAGUGAUUACGAUCAUGCAUCUGAUUUGAUUAAAAAUGGAGUCAAGACACUUUCACAGACUCUAGAUAUCAAGAUCCCGGCUGCUGAUACUCUUCCAAACCUUGUGAAACCUCCCCCAGUUCAAGUUGUCGCACCAUCUCCGUCUGUCAUUCCUGCUCCAAUUAUGCCACCAACACCAGCUGCUGGCGUUAUUGGGCAACCAAGAACACCAAUUGGUGCGAGCCGUCAAGGACCUAGUGCUGCAGUUGAUUCUGCUAAUGCUCAAGCAACACCGCCUCGUUCUCAUGUGCAAAGAGUUCCAUCCCCUGUUGGAUUGAAGGCAUCGCGAACAGAAGAGAAUCCGUCAUCAGUGUGGUCGUGGAACACAAUAGGUACCAUUGGAAAUCUUGGAGAACUUCGUGAACCAAGCCGCAGUGAAACAAACUUCAACUCAUCAAUGGAUUCGCUUCAAAGAGAUAUAUGGGCAGCGAAUGGUAAUACGAACGGCAGUUUGGGACAUGACUUUUUGAUGAGACCUCCAUCGAGCGCUUUGUCAAAUGGAAUGGCCAGUGGCGGAGGGCCUCCGACCGCCCCAUUCCUUCGGUCUCAAUCCAGUCAACCCCAACCAUCUGUUGGUAUGAAUCAAGCCAGUUAUCAGCAAAGCCAACUGCAGCAACACCAACAUCAUCAAAACAGCCAACGUAUGCAACAGCAGCAACAACAGCCACGUGGCUAUGGUGAUAUGUGGAAUGCUCAAUCGAUGCAGCAAAAUUCUGGAAGUCAAGACUACGGAAAUCAAGCUCGCAUGAUGGCUAAUCAUAAUGGCGGUGGUGAUAUGUCAAAUAACCAAGGUUACUCUCCAUGGCACAACCCACCAUCCCAACAGCAGCUUAGAGGACCUACUCCUCAACAACAAUCCGCUGGUGGACAUCAUAACAUGUUCCAGACACAUUUCUUUGACAAUGGAAUGUAA